Molecule: messenger RNA, 1551 nt
Organism: Pieris napi
Lineage: Eukaryota; Metazoa; Arthropoda; Insecta; Lepidoptera; Pieridae
Gene: Cdk1
Product: cyclin-dependent kinase 1
Exons: 7
Coding region: 278-1213 (311 amino acids)
Biological process (GO): G2/M transition of mitotic cell cycle; mitotic G2 DNA damage checkpoint signaling; protein phosphorylation
Cellular component (GO): nucleus
Molecular function (GO): RNA polymerase II CTD heptapeptide repeat kinase activity; ATP binding; cyclin-dependent protein serine/threonine kinase activity
Source: RefSeq, a predicted model, not a curated record
UCAAAAUCUUAACGUUUGUCUUACGACAACGCAUCUGCCUCGAAAUUGAACUUUUAAUUUUAAAUAAUUGACGUUAUUUAAUAUUUAUUCUAAACGUUUUAUUGAAGUGUGUACUGUUUUAUCUAUAGCUGACCAAUUUUGUUCGUAGAUGCUAUUACCAUUGUUACCAUUUGCUUAAAAAAACUAUUAAAGUCUGCGGCCUUUGCAUGCACGUUGCAAAAUAAUUUUUACCUGUUAGUUAUUAAAAGAUAUCAAAAUUAAGCUCCCACAGUACAAAAUGGAAGAUUUUUUGAAGAUAGAAAAGAUUGGGGAAGGGACUUACGGUGUGGUGUAUAAAGGUAAAAACAAAAUCACUGGAGAGUAUGUUGCAAUGAAGAAAAUUAGAUUGGAGUCUGAAGAUGAAGGCAUUCCGUCAACAGCGAUACGGGAAAUAUCUUUGUUGAAGGAAUUGAAUCACUCAAACAUUGUUAAACUGGAGGAUGUACUAAUGGAAGAAAACAAACUUUAUUUAAUUUUUGAGUUUUUGUCUAUGGAUCUGAAGAGAUAUAUGGAUUCCUUGGGAUCUGGCAAGUUUAUGGAUCCUGCCACGGUUAAAAGUUACCUAUAUCAAAUUAACAGUGCUAUUUUAUACUGCCACCAACGCAGGAUUCUGCACAGAGAUCUCAAGCCGCAGAAUUUACUUAUUAACAAGACAGGUAUAAUUAAGGUAGCAGACUUUGGUUUGGGCCGUGCGUAUGGAGUGCCAGUCCGUGUAUACACUCAUGAAGUUGUCACACUGUGGUACAGAGCCCCUGAGGUGUUGCUUGGCUCGCAGAGAUAUUCCUGUCCUAUUGACAUGUGGGCUGUGGGGUGUAUCUUCUCUGAGAUGUCUUCAAAGAAACCCUUGUUCCAAGGCGACUCGGAGAUUGAUCAACUUUUCAGAAUCUUCAGAAUGCUCCGGACUCCGACAGAGGAGACUUGGCCCGGAGUGUCAUCGCUACCAGAUUAUAAGCCCACAUUCCCCAAUUGGUCUACUUACAAUCUACACAAUAAUGUCCAAAACCUAGACGAGGCAGGCAUGGAUUUGCUUCAAAGUUUCCUCGUAUAUGACCCGGCUAAGAGGAUCACCGCGAAGGACACCCAAAGGCACAGAUAUUUCCGUGAUGUGAAACUGCCCCCGGAAUUAACUCGCACAAACGCGUACAUCAAGAAUGAAGACGUCAAAGAAGUUUAGGAAAUAACAAGAAAUUGAUUCAUCAAAACGACAAGAUCAAAGAUUUGAUGUUAGCAAACUCAAAUUACUGGUCCGAUUCCAAAAAAUUCCGUCGGAAUGCAUGAGUAAUGUUUCCAAAAUAUUAAUAAAAUCCAAGCAAGUAACGAACAGGCCGCACAAAGAUAUUCAACUGCCGGGUUCUAUACAAUACCAGUUGUAAUUACAGAUUGUUUUCCAAUUGUAAUUAAUUUUCUUGUUUAAAAUAUAUAUUUUUUGUAGAAAAAUCCACUAGUUGAAAUUACAACUGUAUUUUGUAGAACCCGGACGUUUUGGUCCUUCGAUAUUGUUAAACCAGACUC